CCGCACACACACACAUCUUGCCCUGAAUUUACCAGGAAACUAUACAACAUCAGGGACUCGAGAUCGAUACCAGACUUCUCGCGUCCAUCAUGGCAACGACACGCCUCCGCAAAACAUUCCACUAUCCAGACUCUUCAGACGACGAAGACACGGUAGAAGCCGGUCUAGACGCGCAAGACCAGGAAACGCUCCUCUCCACCCUUCAAACACGCGAUACGUCCUCCACCCGCAUCUACACGCUCCUCCUACUCAUCUUCCCCGCCUCCAUCACGCUACUCACACUGCCGGGACUCUUCAGCAUAUCGACGUUCUUGCCGAGUUUGCUUGCACUAGCGAGUCUCGCUGCGAGCGCAUACACACUAUAUUUCCUGCCCCUCCCACCACGCAGCGCAGGCAUAAUCGUUGACGGACAAAUAGCUUCUGCAGGAAAGGGCAAGGGGAGAGCAAUAGGCGGGUAUGGAUUGAAUACUAGCACGUCGAGUGCGCGGCAGGGGGAGAGGAAGGACGUGCCGUGGCUGUCGGACGAGGUUCAGGAGUUGCUGGCGCAGUACAUUGUCCCGGCUAAUGGGGUUGUAUGCGGACUACUGGUGCUGUUGGAGUUGAUCCAGGGCAGGGAGUGGAGAGAAGGUAUGAUGAUCGGGGGAGGGUAUUUGCCUGGGCUGGUGUUGACUGUUGUGCUGUGGGCGAGGAGGGAGUUGAGAGUAGUGGACAUGAGUGAGCUGCAGCAGCUACGGUCAUGAUUAAACCAUGAACUCAGUUGCAAUCAUUUUGAUCUCAUCUGAAGUGGCAUGUCUGUAAAGUGAACGGUACAUUGCAUAAGAAAGAUGACCUUGAAAGAGGUCUAGGUAUCGUGCGAAACGCCAUCAGCCCUUGCGGACAUCUUUGCACCCAAAUUUCAUCGCCGUCAGCUCUCUCCAGGAGCGAAGUGCGUGCGGACGAUUCUAUCGUCGUUGAUGCUCUCCUAAAGCAU
Messenger RNA from Macroventuria anomochaeta, 970 nucleotides. RefSeq lists its product as uncharacterized. The transcript is spliced from 2 exons. The record is from RefSeq and is a predicted model, not a curated record. Lineage: Eukaryota; Fungi; Ascomycota; Dothideomycetes; Pleosporales; Didymellaceae. Bases 90 to 740 code for a protein of 216 amino acids.